AUGGAUAGCAAGGGAAUCAUAUGCUUUAUUGUGGGCCUUUUGGGGCUUAUAUCAUCUGGUUUUGGUUUUGCUGCUGAAAUUACAAGGGUUAAGCCUUCACAAGUUAAGCUAGACAUUUUCAGACAAUGUGAAUAUCCUCAGAGUCAUGCGCUAGUUUUUAGCUUAGUUUCGGCAGCAACGCUUUUGAUCGCUCAAAUAAUUAUAAAUGCUGCCACUCAGUGUUUUUGCUGCAAAAGAAGAACCGCUGAAUCUCACAUGAGCAAAUCUCUUUGCUUCUACAUUAUUUCUUGGAUCACAUUUAUGAUAGCUAUCGGUCUACUACUAACUGGGGCUAAGCUGAAUGAAAGACACGAUGAUGUGGUUGUGAGAAAUGGCGCCUACUACUGCUAUGUUGUCAAACCAGGAGUGUUUGUCGUCGGAGCAAUCAUGGCCGCUUUAAGUUCGAUCUUCGGAGUCUUCUAUUAUCAAACCAUAAACUCAAAAGGGGAGGGCACGAACAAUGUACCAGUGGUUCUGAACCAAGGUGGUAGAGCCAUGGCACAACCUCAGUUCCCCCGCAGAAUCCUGGUUUUGCACAUGGACAUGCUUAUAACAAGCCUCAAUUUAGUUGAUUGGACUUAA
Hibiscus syriacus is the source of this 621-nucleotide messenger RNA. RefSeq lists its product as uncharacterized. The transcript has 3 exons. The record is from RefSeq and is a predicted model, not a curated record. Lineage: Eukaryota; Viridiplantae; Streptophyta; Magnoliopsida; Malvales; Malvaceae. The coding region runs from base 1 to 621 and encodes 206 amino acids.